UGUUUUCCCCCACGGGCUAAAUUCACAUCACGUGACGGGGUGUUCCCAGACCAACCGUAUCUAUCGCUCUUUGUCAGACACGUGGUUUUGUUGUGUGUGACGUCACCGCGGCGCCAUUUUUGAGGUAUGGCUAUUGACUGAAACAACCACGAUUACAAGAAUAUAAGUAAAUAAUAGAAUAAAUAACUAAAAUAAGUACAGAUAACUAUCUAGAUAAUAAGUAAAUAUAACUCGCAAACCUGUAGAAGCAAAGGAAGAUUGAGAAAAGGCCGUACCGAGAUAAAUUCAAUAAAGAUGCCAGAGACCAUUAUAUGGAGAAAUUGUCAUCCAUUCAUAACAUCACAGGCGUAACUAUCGGUAAGCAGGGUAAGCGGUUGCUUACGGGCCCGGACCAAUCAGGGGCCCGCCCACGUUACUGGAAGAUUUUGAUUGACAGCCUGGUCCCCCUAUCGCAUUUGACUACUUUUAGUUUGAUCGCAUUUAAAUUUUUUGCGAAUUGAUUUGAAUAAAUGAUGACAAAAGCAUAUUUGACUGAAAAUUAAAUAAAUUUUUGAAACGAACAAUGAUAAAUUUGGUGUAAUUUGUUUCUAAUUGGAACUGGGGAAUCCCCAGGUGAACAUGGCAUUGCGUGUAAAACAGUAAAAAAAACGUUGAACUUGAGACAGACAUGGAGUCGUCAAAUUAUAAACACAAAAGUGGUUUGCACUGCUUUCAUGAUUUUUCUGACCAUCCCAGUGACAGUGGCCUCUGCAGAGCGUUCUUUUCCAAAACUAAAACUGAUAAAAAGCUAUCUCAGGAGCUCAAUGGGACAGAGUCGUCUCUCUGGACUUGCCAUAUAAUACUGUCAACUGAGAAUGCCCGUGCGCGCAAUCUGGACCUUAAGGAUAUGAUCGACAACUUCGCACAGAGGACAAUUUAAAUCCAUUUAUAUUACAACAAAAACCUCCAACAACACUGAAGUAAAGAUGGUGGUUUUACAUCUGAGACAUCAGCGCUACAUUACUGCACUCCUGAGCUCCACUACCAUCUUGUUACUUCUGUACUUUCAAAACUCUCUGUUGGUUUUCACCUACAGUUCUCACAGUUUCAUCUCCAAGAAAGUUCAGUGUGAUUGCAGUAUUUGUGUGACAGACCGAGAAAAUAGUAACUGGUUCAGUGAGCGAUACGACCCCAACAUUUCAGUUCUGCUCAACAGCACCAACAGUGUGUUACAUGCAAACAUCUCCAGGUGGUGGAUGGAGCUACAAUCAAAUCCCGGCAACUACACAGAGGUGGUGGAUCAGUUGUUUUCUCUCUUCCCUGAUAAAGAGCACUACUCAGAUACCGGUCCAGACCGCUGCAGAACCUGUGCUGUGGUGGGAAACUCUGGGAACCUGCUGGGAUCAAAGUAUGGGCCUCUCAUAGAUUUCCAUGACUUUGUCAUAAGGAUGAAUAAAGGCCCGACAGAAGGUUAUGAGAAGGAUGUAGGGUCAAAGACGACUCACCGGAUUGUGUAUCCCGAGAGUGCCAUGGACUUAGACAACUCCACUCAUCUAGUGCUUCUUCCCAUUAAGAUUCUGGACAUUCAGUGGCUCAUCAGUGCCUUCACCACUAGACACAUCACACAAACAUACACAGACGUGCCAGCCACAAUCAAUGCAAAUAAGGACAAGGUGAUGAUCCUCCACCCAGAAUUCAUAAGAUAUGUUUAUGAUAACUGGACAAGAGGGCAGGGCCUAUAUCCAUCCACUGGUUUCUUAACACUGAUAUUCGCUCUUCACAUCUGUGACGAGGUGAGUGUGUUUGGGUUUGGAGCUACGAGUGAUGGAAUCUGGCAUCAUUAUUUUGAAGAAACAUUGACUUCAUACGAGAGCGGCGUUCAUGCUGGAAUAUUUGAAAAUGAAACAAUCUAUCGGCUCCAACAGGAAAACAAGAUUUUGAUGUACAAAGGUUGGACAUGAAACGGAAAGGCAGAAUCACCCCCUUAGUACAGCACAAUACUGCACUGCAAAAUGUAAUAUUGAAUUUCGCAGAUGUGUAGCAAAGCCUUUCAGCUGAGAUUCCUACUGAGAGAUCAACAUUUCAUUUCAGCUUCUCUCGAGGCACCAAAUCAAAAGAUGCCAGAGACUGCUUCAUUAUUUCUUUUGUUGAGCCAGUCAGGAAGUUCAAACACCAUGGGAGUUAGUUUACAUCUUUUCUGGGUUAUCAAUGCAUGACACUUGAGAGUAAAUGGUAUUUAACCCAGAUAUUGGACUAAUAAUUAGUAUUAUAAUUUUAAGUGUGUUUGUGUUUUAGCUAUAUGUUGUGUUUAUGGUUAUGAUAACAUGCUAUUCACUUAAUUAUUACAUAAUAAAUUAUUUAUUGAUUCUCCACAAUUCUUUUUUCUCUCUUUUAUUAGCGUACGACUUAUAGUAUGGUAAGGUUGUUGUAUUUUUCUGGUUUACUAUCUUGCUUGCGAUGGUUGUGAUUACAUCUGUACAUAUAUUUCCUUCAAGGCAAAACUUGAAACGUAAAGAUUCUGUGAUUACGUAAUCUACAGUUUCACCACAACAUGCUUCAACUGAUUUGAGUUCGAAUCCCAGCACGUGACACUUUCCCGCUUAUCUCUCUUAACUCUAAAAAGUAGGGGCGUUUCUAGCCCUUCAUCAGAGGAGCAUCUGUACUCUGCUGGGCUGCUUUAUUGGGACUAAUGAUAGACAUUGGUUUUGUUUAAGAUCCACCUCGUUAGUGCUCCGUUUCACUAGGAUAGGUCAGGACUUGUUUUAGAAAGCCAAAAAUAUACUCUUCAGGGUGGCUGGGUUGUGAUCUAAUCAUUUAAUAUUGUGUGUAAUCAUUUGUAGCUCAGC
Molecule: messenger RNA, 2825 nt
Organism: Carassius auratus (goldfish)
Lineage: Eukaryota; Metazoa; Chordata; Actinopteri; Cypriniformes; Cyprinidae
Product: CMP-N-acetylneuraminate-beta-galactosamide-alpha-2,3-sialyltransferase 1
Exons: 7
Coding region: 966-1940 (324 amino acids)
Biological process (GO): sialylation
Cellular component (GO): membrane
Molecular function (GO): beta-galactoside (CMP) alpha-2,3-sialyltransferase activity
Source: RefSeq, a predicted model, not a curated record